Notechis scutatus (mainland tiger snake) is the source of this 679-nucleotide messenger RNA. It is a transcript of the gene GLRX, whose product is annotated as glutaredoxin. The record is from RefSeq and is a predicted model, not a curated record. Gene Ontology annotation, molecular function: glutathione disulfide oxidoreductase activity. Gene Ontology annotation, cellular component: mitochondrion. NCBI's taxonomy places the organism in Eukaryota, Metazoa, Chordata, Lepidosauria, Squamata, Elapidae.
CUCCUAUAGGAUGUUGGCUCCAAAAGGAAGAAAGAGGCUUGAAACUCAUAUAACCUGACUUCUGUAGUGCAGCUGAGUUUUUGCUUUCUGUUUUUAUUCCUCUCAACCUCAGAAUUGGGCUCUUGUAGCUGGGAAUUACUAAGAAUUUUAGGAUGGCCCAGCAAUUUGUAGCUAGUCAUAUUGCAUCUGAUAAAGUGGUUGUAUUUGGAAAGAAGAGCUGCCCUUACUGUCACAGUGCGCUAGAUCUUCUGAAAGAACUUAAUAUCAAGCCUGGGCACUUGGCAUUUAUUGAUCUCACAAGUCAAAAGAAUAUGGAUGACAUUCAAGACUAUCUUAUGCAGUUAACGGGUGCCCGAACGGUUCCCCGAAUUUUUAUUGGGGAAACAUGUAUUGGUGGUUUUACAGAUCUCGAUGCUCUAAACGAUAGUGGAGAACUUUCUGUCAUGCUAAAAAAGCUUGGGGCCCUGUGAAGAACAAUAACUACAGGAUGGAGUUACCUUGCACCUACAGGAUUUGAGAUUAGAUUAAUUGCCUGUCCCUCAUCUUCACCCAUUUAUUUCUGAAAGGAAGCAAUAAAAAAUGUUUUGCUUACUUUCUAGCUUCUAAGACACAUCUUUACCCUCCCUUGAUAUCCCUAGUAUGUCUAUUUCUCUGCUAAUAAAAUACACAUGACCAGAAC